CGAUCCAGCGAAUGUAAUGUAAAGAGACUGCUAAUAAAAGGAGGAAAUAUUUUAGAAAAUUUCCUUCUUGUCCGAAAGAUCUCUGCUACUCGAUGUCGAAGGCAGGAACUCUACAAACAGCUUCCAAGAUCUGAGAUUUUUCCCUGUGUUGUGUUAGGGUUUUGUUGGGUGGGGUAGUUGACGAUCUUCGAGGAAGAUUUUGUCUGGUUGUUUAAUUGUUUUGUUGAUGGUUUUAGUUUAGCUUAGACGAGUUCUAAAUACUAAAUGUCUGUUUUCAAUUAAUAAUAGAGGAUUAGAAAAGAAGCUUUCGGAAUGACGUGUUUAAGUAUUUGAAGUUGGACUUUUGUGAAGGACUUGGUCUCUCCGUAGUUUUUUUGUCGCCAUUAAUUCUUCAGACGGAUGGGGUACAUCGUUUAAUCCAUUUUGAAGGUGUCAGACCUACCCUCCAAAGCUUUGAAGGAUCGGGCGGCAUCUCAUUAUCAUAAGAGGAUUUGGUGGACAAGUAUCUAGUAGUGUGUCGAUAUGGCGUCAAAAUCAUUCAAAGCAAGCCGAUCAAACUUAUCGCAAUCGUCUGACGAUUUUGAUGCACGGCAAGGUAGGCGUCCAUUUACUCCGGUUGUGACCUUUGGCAGGAGAACUUCUUCCGGUCGGUAUGUGAGCUACUCUAGGGAGGAUCUUGAUAGUGAACUUGGCAGUGGUGAAUACACGAACUAUACGGUGCACAUACCACCAACUCCCGAUAACCAGCCCAUGGAGAUCUCCAUGGAUCCAUCUAUCUCACAAAAGGUUGAAGAGCAAUAUGUGUCAAAUUCUAUUUUUACUGGUGGUUUCAACACUGUUACUCGAGCUCAUCUUAUGGACAAAGUGAUUGAUUCUGAAGCAAGUCAUCCUCAGAUGGCUGGUGCCAAGGGUUCUUCCUGCGCUAUACCAGGUUGUGAUGGAAAGGUAAUGAGUGAUGAGCGUGGAGUGGAUAUCCUUCCCUGUGAAUGUGAUUUCAAGAUCUGUAGAGAUUGCUAUAUUGAUGCUGUUAAGAUGGGUGGUGGAAUAUGCCCUGGCUGUAAGGAUCCCUACAAGGAAACCAAUUUGGAUGAGAUAGCCAUGGAUAACGGAGGUUCAAUUCCACAGCUGCCGCCACCACCUGGGAUGUCAAGGAUGGAGAGGAGGUUGUCUUUGAUGAAAUCAACUAAGUCAGUGUUGAUGAGAAGCCAGACAACAGACUUCGAUCACAACAGGUGGCUGUUUGAAACUAAGGGAACCUAUGGAUAUGGAAAUGCCAUAUGGCCACAGGAUGGAGGUUUUGGGAAUGAGAAAGAUGAUGAGGUUGCUCAGCCUUCUGAGCUGAUGAACAAACCAUGGAGGCCUCUUACUCGCAAAUUGAAAAUUCCUGCUGCCAUUCUCAGUCCCUAUAGGCUCCUAAUUUUUGUUCGGAUGGCUGCCCUUGGCCUGUUUCUUGCAUGGAGGAUUAGGCAUCCAAACAGUGAAGCAAUCUGGCUAUGGGGGAUGUCUGUUGUCUGUGAGAUUUGGUUUGCCUUUUCCUGGCUGCUUGAUCAGCUACCCAAGUUCUUCCCUGUUAACCGAUCUACUGACCUUGCUAUACUCAAAGAUAAGUUUGAAACACCAAGCCCUAACAACCCCACUGGAAUAUCUGAUCUCCCAGGUACAGAUGUCUUUGUUUCUACUGCUGAUCCAGAGAAAGAACCACCUCUUGUCACUGCAAACACUAUUCUUUCUAUUCUUGCUGCUGAUUACCCUGUUGAAAAGCUAGCUUGCUAUGUUUCUGAUGAUGGUGGUGCCCUUCUGACCUUUGAGGCCAUGGCUGAAGCUGCAAGUUUUGCCAACUUGUGGGUCCCAUUCUGCCGGAAGCAUAAUAUUGAACCUAGAAACCCAGAGUCUUAUUUCAAUCAGAAAAGAGAUCCUUACAAAAACAAGGUACGCUCAGAUUUUGUCAAGGACCGUAGACGGGUAAAGCGUGAGUAUGAUGAGUUCAAAGUCCGGAUCAAUGGCUUGCCAGAUGCUAUCAGACGCCGUUCUGAUGCCUAUCAUGCUAGAGAGGAGAUUAAAGCCAUGAAGCUCCAGAGACAGAAUGCAGGUGAUGAACCUGUAGAAAGUGUGAAGAUUCCAAAAGCUACUUGGAUGGCCGAUGGAACUCACUGGCCUGGCACUUGGUUGGUUCCAGCAUCUGAGCACUCCAAGGGUGAUCACGCUGGAAUCAUACAGGUAAUGUUGAAACCUCCCAGUGAUGAACCAUUAAAGGGCACUACUGCUGAUGAUACUAAGCUCCUUGACUUCACUGAUGUUGACAUCCGUCUCCCCUUAUUUGUCUAUGUUUCCCGUGAGAAACGUCCUGGCUAUGAUCACAAUAAGAAGGCUGGGGCCAUGAAUGCCCUUGUUCGAGCCUCUGCCAUUAUGUCCAAUGGCCCCUUCAUUCUCAAUCUUGACUGUGACCAUUACAUCUACAAUUCCCAGGCAAUGAGGGAAGGUAUGUGCUUCAUGAUGGACCGUGGUGGUGACCGAAUUUGUUAUGUCCAGUUCCCCCAGAGAUUCGAGGGUAUUGACCCCUCAGAUCGUUAUGCCAACAACAACACUGUCUUUUUUGAUGUCAACAUGCGAGCACUUGAUGGUCUUCAGGGUCCUGUGUAUGUUGGAACUGGAUGCCUCUUUCGCAGGAUAGCCCUCUACGGUUUUGACCCUCCCCGAUCAAAAGAACACCCUGGUUGCUGCAGUUGCUGUUUUGCUCGUCGCAAGCGAGUGGUUUCCUCUAUCCCUGAAGAACACCAGGCCCUUAGAAUGGGAGACGAUGAUGAUGACAUGAACAUGUCUUUCUUCCCUAAGAAGUUUGGCAAUUCAAAUUUCCUUAUUGAUUCAAUCCCUGUUGCAGAGUACCAGGGCCGUCCCCUUGCUGAUCAUCCAGCAGUAAAGUAUGGACGCAAACCAGGUGCUCUCACCAUUCCCCGUGAACUUCUUGAUGCAUCAACAGUUGCAGAGGCCAUUAGUGUAAUCUCCUGUUGGUAUGAGGAUAAGACUGAGUGGGGCCAGCGUGUUGGAUGGAUUUAUGGAUCUGUGACAGAAGAUGUGGUCACAGGGUAUAGGAUGCACAAUAGAGGAUGGAAAUCUGUUUAUUGUGUCACCAAGCGUGAUGCCUUCCGUGGGACUGCUCCUAUUAAUCUUACUGAUAGACUACACCAGGUGCUUCGUUGGGCUACUGGCUCUGUUGAGAUCUUCUUCUCUCGCAACAAUGCCAUCUUUGCCAGCUCAAAGAUGAAGUUCUUGCAGCGGAUUGCAUACCUUAAUGUCGGAAUUUAUCCAUUUACCUCCAUCUUCCUCAUUGUGUACUGCUUCCUCCCAGCACUCUCUCUCUUCUCUGGCCAGUUCAUUGUCCAGAGCCUUAAUGUUACCUUCCUUGUCUAUCUCCUCCUCAUCACUUUGACCCUCUGUAUGCUGGCCAUCCUUGAAAUCCGGUGGUCAGGUAUUGAGCUAGAAGAGUGGUGGCGGAAUGAACAGUUUUGGUUGAUAGGAGGCACAAGUGCUCAUCUUGCUGCUGUGCUUCAAGGGUUAUUGAAAGUCAUUGCAGGGAUAGAGAUCUCCUUCACUCUAACAUCCAAGUCAGCCGGGGAGGAUGAGGAUGACGAGUUUGCUGACUUAUACAUUGUUAAGUGGACAUCCUUGAUGAUUCCGCCGAUCACUAUAAUGAUGACCAACUUGAUUGCAAUUGCAGUUGGGGUAAGCCGGACCAUAUACAGUACUUUACCGCAGUGGAGCCGUCUUCUAGGUGGAGUAUUCUUCAGCUUCUGGGUCCUGGUACAUCUCUACCCCUUUGCCAAAGGGUUGAUGGGAAGAAGAGGAAGGACACCCACCAUUGUGUUUGUCUGGUCAGGCCUGAUUGCCAUCACCAUCUCCCUCCUCUGGGUGGCAAUCAAUCCCCCGUCUAAUAGUACUGAGAUCGGAGGUUCGUUCCAGUUCCCAUAACGGAUCAUUCAUUUUUAAGUUUAAUCCAGCUUCAAUCUUUUUUUAUCGAAUUCUUUUCCCCGGAUGUAAAUCAUGGUGACUGUACUAGGGGUCCUUGUAUCUUCACAAGUGAUCUCCAGUUUCAAUUUUUAGGGGUGACCGGGGUGGCUGUGGCUUUUGAGGGAAUGCAGAUUUUUUUUCCGCUUUAUUUCUCUCACAUGUAUCCAAAUUCUUACCGUUGAUAGAGGGAGGGAUUACAUGUGUCUAUUUUCAUUCGUUUGUAAUUCUAUAGAAUCUAAAGUUAAACUAAACUGAAUACUCCAUCAAAUUCAUCAUAAACUAGCUUAUGGAGUAUUACUUCACUGUUCCUGUUAUUUUCUAGCCUCUCCCUCAUCCUUCCUUUAAAUUGGUAUACUCUUGUAUUAGUUUUCAAUCCCUCUUUUAGUUUUGACUUUUGAGCUCUUAUUUUCAAGAUAGGUGUAAAAUUAACCAUGGAUCAUUGAGAAAACUAAUAACAGUGGUACAGCUAGGUUUGCACUA
Molecule: messenger RNA, 4485 nt
Organism: Nelumbo nucifera (sacred lotus)
Lineage: Eukaryota; Viridiplantae; Streptophyta; Magnoliopsida; Proteales; Nelumbonaceae
Product: cellulose synthase-like protein D3
Biological process (GO): cellulose biosynthetic process
Cellular component (GO): membrane
Molecular function (GO): cellulose synthase (UDP-forming) activity
Source: RefSeq, a predicted model, not a curated record